Messenger RNA from Ilex paraguariensis (yerba mate), 499 nucleotides. The record is from the annotation of a GenBank genome assembly. Lineage: Eukaryota; Viridiplantae; Streptophyta; Magnoliopsida; Aquifoliales; Aquifoliaceae.
UCUCUCUCUCUCUCUCUCUCCUGUGUACCACUGAGUUUAAAUGGUUGCGUGAAGGAGAAGUCUGGUAUCUUGGUGUUUUUUCUUGAGAGAUUACACAUCUUACACUUAUAAACAGUUGUUGUAUGUCUUCUUGAGAAUGGCAAAGAAAGAUCAGAUCCACCAAAAUCAGAAAGAGAAAGAGAGAGUUCAAGCUGUACUUGACCUCCUCAGGAAACAAGCUCCACUUACUCUCAAACAGGAGAAGUUCUGCAACUAUGCUUGUGUUGAGAGGUUUCUGAAAGCCAAAGGUGAUAGUGUGAAGAAAGCUGCAAAACAACUCCGAGCUUGUCUCACAUGGAGAGAGAGUAUUGGCACUGACCAUUUGAUAGCUGAUGAGUUCUCUGCUGAGCUCGCCGAAGGCCUUGCCUACGUUGCCGGCCAGGAUGAUGAAUCCAGACCCGUCAUAGUUUACUCGUUUGCUAGUGUUUACACUGGAAGUGGCAAUUCAAACAAUGCAUAG